This is a messenger RNA of Siniperca chuatsi (mandarin fish), 2400 nucleotides long. Its product is annotated as hemicentin-2-like. The coding region runs from base 193 to 774 and encodes 193 amino acids. The transcript is spliced from 4 exons. Lineage: Eukaryota; Metazoa; Chordata; Actinopteri; Centrarchiformes; Sinipercidae. The record is from RefSeq and is a predicted model, not a curated record.
UGACUCAGCUGUACUAUUUUAACAACACUCUACUUGGUCAGAGUUUUCACACCUUUUUAUCUGAAGCUGAUCACUGAGAGAAGUCAUUUCAGGCUGCUCAGUGUAGGAUGUGCAUGUCUGUUAUUGAAUAAAGUAGAGAGGUUUGUCUGGAAGCUGCUGACUGGGUCAACGGAGGCUGAACACUGAGGAGACAUGGAAGCUGCGGUUGGACUGUUGCUGAUGCUACUCGGAGUCUCUCACGGUGUGGAAACCUACUGUGAUGGCAGACAGGAUGGAGCUCAGUGUUAUGGAGCUUUGGGAGGAACUGUGCUCCUCCAGCUGAUGGACAGCACCUCAAAGAUAUUUAGAUACCAAUUGUUUAAAAACACAACAAUAAUACUGCAUUGGAGAAAUAACAUGUUUCUGUCUAAUCUGAUAGAAAACAGAUCCUCAUUUACUCCCAGUAAUGGAACAUUUAGGAUCAACAACCUGAUCAGGACUGAUGGUGGUGAAUAUACUCUUACAAACUUUGAUUCAAAUGCACAGAAAUCAGAGCCGCGGACUCUACAGUUAACCAUUCAAGCUCCUGUGUCCUCUGUCCUGCUGGUCUCUGAGUGUCUGUCCCAGGGAGAGAUGAGGGUGUCCUGCUCCUCUGAGGGAGGGGACAGUCCUCAGUACAGCUGGACUCUGGAUGGACACACACUGACAGACGCUCAGCUCCUCUCUGGAAAUAAUGAGACUAACAGCAUCACUCUGAAACAAGACGUUAUCUACCUGUGGCUUCAUAUUCAAUAACUGCACCUUAUCCAAUGGAACACACAUAUCACAGUGGGUUAAAGCCAAUAACAGCCUGUGUAUUGAGCCAACAAAAGCCCCUACCACGAUUACUACUGAGGGUAAGGAGAGUGGCAUCACAGUGUCAAUUAAACCCUCCACUCACAUCACACCCUCCAAUCAAACUGUUGCUUCCUCCAGCAGAGAUGACCCAUGGUAUAUGAGUAAGUGAAAACUAACUCUCCUGUCACAGCAGUAACUUGACAUGUGUCUCUGUAUCUGAACAGAUCGCUCUCUGCUCAUAUGUGGUGUGCGAGCAGCUGUGGUGAUUCUUAUAUUAAUUGGGAUUGCCGUCUGUUUUGCUUGGAAGAAAAAGAAGAUAGCUGAAGGCUCUGCCGUCCCUCGAAAGAUGGAAUAUCAAGAGAACUCUGUUGUGAUGGUUGAAAUGAGAAGUUCUGCAUCUCAACUUUAACUUUCUGAAACCGACACCUUAGUGUCGCCUCUCACCUGCUGUGAUUGGCCAUGUGUCUUUAUGGAUGUAAAAAUUGGGUUUAGAGUGGAAAUUCUCAUCUGUUUUUAUUCUUCUCAGAUUCACUUCUUAGCAGCUCACUAUGAAUAUCUUCCUAUAAAAAAGGUGUGUGAGUGUUUUCUGCUUUUGUGUCACUGUGGAAGCUCUGAUAGAACUAUGGUUAUGUAUUGUAACUCUAGUUCUAUGAUCACAAGUGGAGCCGUCUGACUCUUUUCACUCGGUCACUUCACCAGUUGUUGACUUGGUGAACGUGGGGUCAGAGUUUCCUUUACAUAGAGUGAAUUCAAGUGGAAAGACUGUCUUGUUGUAAAGGUUUCAGUGCACCGCUGCCUUUGGAGAGUGAAAAAGCACCCAGAGGCCCACAGCUCCACAGCACAGUUUAUCCUAAAGCAAAAUGUGAUGUUGUGAAUAAAGCUAAUAUUUUCAGAUAGUGCAACUCAUUUUGAUGUCAUUUGAAAAUGAUUGUACUGUAUAUUUCCCCAUCAUCGCUGUCCAGUGAAAACAAUGUAUCUCCAAAUGUGGUGGUUUUGAAUUUUUCAGAUAAAAUGAAGGAUUAAGCGUUUCUUUAUGGGCUGAGCACAUUCUCCCAUUCUUCAGGUAAAUCAGCCAUUUUAAAACACACUGGAUUAUCUGAAAAAUGAUUGUCACAAAACUGGAAACAGGAAUAUUUUUCUGAAAAGAGAAAAGUUGAUGUUUUGGAGAGGAAUUGUUUUUACUUUUGUAUCAGUACUUGACUUUGUGGGUGUAUAUUAAAUGGUGAUUUUGCAUUCAAACUGUACACCAUAACAAUUAUGGGUAUAUUCACAUAUAUGAUUAAGGUGUUUAACUGUUGACUUAUGUAAAUAAUAGUUCUGUGUUUUUCUCAUCUGAUUAUAAUUACAAAUAUAUGUAUGUUUUGCUUCCAUGUUUACAAAGAGCAAUAAUGUAAAACCUUUGAAAGCAUUUAAUAGCAAAAGCUUUAAUUUAGUUGCUUUCUAGUGUUGUUAUGUAUUCAAAACCUGUCAAUCAAUCAGUCAUGUGUCAUCAGUCGUUUCGGUGAGCUGCCUUUUUGUUGCCAUUUUGAUCAUGGACUGUGCCUUUAAUGACUGCUGAGAACUGAAUAAAACUUCCAGACUCAU